Messenger RNA from Macrobrachium nipponense, 1074 nucleotides. RefSeq names its product male-specific lethal 1 homolog. The transcript has 7 exons. The record is from RefSeq and is a predicted model, not a curated record. The coding region runs from base 1 to 1074 and encodes 357 amino acids. Lineage: Eukaryota; Metazoa; Arthropoda; Malacostraca; Decapoda; Palaemonidae.
AUGGACAAAGACUUCUACCUCGACAAAAUCAACCAGCUCCUUAGGCGACACAAAUAUAGCGACACAAAUACUUACGAAAAACUGACGAAAAAUCCCCUCCAGAACGUUCCCACAGAAUUUUUUCGGAAAGGAAGGGCCACAACCUUUAUUCUUCUCAUGAAUUAUAUCGCCUCCUCCUCCUCCUUCGGAUAUCGAGGAGGAGGAGGAGGAGGAGGAGGAGGAGAUGGAGGCGGGAGGAGGGUGGUAUAUGCUGGUGACCGGGACAUCAGUGAACAGCGACGAGACACCCCCCCUCCUAAAACCCUUCUCUCGCCCCACACCCCACCCCCGCCCACGAGAGGCGGGCGGGCGGCGGCGGCGGCGGCGGCGGCGGCAGCGGUGCUUCAAAUGCUUACAGGGCGGUUCAUACCCCAUCCUCCACCCACUUCCAACGUCUUGGCCAAUGGCGUGGCGCCUCUCGGGUCGUCUCGACCAAUGGGCAGGAAGGCCCCGCCCACUUUCACCUGGGUUCUGCCUGGGGGCCGACCCCUGACCCCGGCAGACGGGGUGGCUACGCUCGCACCUCUGCUCUGGAAGCUGGAAGCUGAAGAAAGAAGAAGAAAGAAGAAGAAGAAGAAGAAGAAGAAGAGAAGAGGAGGAGGAGGAGGAGGAGGAGGAGGAGGAGGAGGAGCCGCUAAUAUGAGACAGGGUGGCUAUGCUCCUCUGCUCUGGAAGCUGAAGCUGGAAGAAGAAGAAGAAGAAGAGAAGAAGAAGAAGAAGAAGGAGGAGGAGGAGGAGAGGAGGAGGAGGUGGAGGAGGAGGAGGAGGAUGAGGAAGGAAGGAGGGGAUUUGGGGCUCUGUUCUCCAGAUGACGACUUCGAGGAGGAGGAGGAGGAGGAUAUAAGACGUAUUGGAAACGACCAGGCCUUCGAUGAACCUACUAAACGUAAGGUCUACAAAGAGGAGGAGGAGAAGGAGAAGGAGAAGGAGAAGGAGAAGGAGAAGGAGAAGGAGAAGGAGAAGGAGAAGUGGUCGAGGAGGAGGAGGAGGAGGAGGAGGAGGAGGAGAAGCGGCAAAAAGAGGAGAAGAAGAUAG